Messenger RNA from Lampris incognitus (smalleye Pacific opah), 1288 nucleotides. RefSeq names its product sperm autoantigenic protein 17 (gene spa17). Lineage: Eukaryota; Metazoa; Chordata; Actinopteri; Lampriformes; Lampridae. The record is from RefSeq and is a predicted model, not a curated record. Gene Ontology annotation, molecular function: calmodulin binding. The transcript is spliced from 3 exons. Bases 136 to 411 code for a protein of 91 amino acids. Gene Ontology annotation, biological process: regulation of growth.
UGAGCAAACAGUGAGGAGCCAGCGAGAGGCAUCUGUAUUGUACUUGAGACUCAUGUAAGAGAGCUUUCAACAUAGAAAUUGAGGUGCAAGGCAUAGUAAGUCAGCUCAACAGAAGUUAUCUCUGGGUAGCAAGCCAUGGAUUGUCACAAUGAGGAGUGCAGCAGACCCCAGGAGGAGGAGGAGGACAUCAUGGACAUCCCCCUGGAUGACCCCGAGGCCAACAAAGCCGCAGCCAAGAUCCAGGCCGGAUUCCGUGGCCACAUGACCCGUAAGAAGAUGAAGCCAGAGGACAAAACGGAGGGGGAGGAGGUGAGCAGCACUGGGGAGGUGCUCAACGGCAACCAGGGGGACACAGAGACAGGAGGAUCGAGGGCAGUAGAGAGAGACGACACAUCUGUGCCAGAGCAGUGACACCUCUGCCCUGACCUGGAUGGAGAGACGGAGGGAAGGCAAGGUAGCGUGAGCUGGCUGUUGGGCACCACCUUUUUAUCCCAGGAGUAACUUUCUCUGUAUCACUGAUCACCGCUAAAAAAUUAACAGUCAGUCACACAGGUCUGAGAGUGUGCUAUAUGAUAUAUCUGAACUCUAACACUCCUUCUCUGCUCCCCCAGCGGUCUCAUCAGUAUGGAUAUCUCUGACCCAGAUUUUGCAACUCACUGCAUGUACUUGUGAAACUUCUGGUAGUGCGCUAGUUUUUAGAUGACAAUCUGUGAAUGUGAAAAUGAAUGUGCUCCAAAUGCUAAACAGGGCUUACUUACAUGGGUACAGUUCAUACCAUCUGUGUACAAAUGUUGUAUGCAUCAUGAUUAAUCUUUGCUUAUGUGAUGGCUUGUAUGAUUUUUUUUUCUUUUGUGUCUUGACUAUUGUUAACCUUUUUUGCUUGCACAUGACAAUAUCAAAACAAAGGUAGCUAUUUAUAAAGUAUAUGAUAUAUGAUAUAUCUUAUCCAUAUUAACUUGUCACUUAGAUUGUCACUUGUAUCAGUUAUCCUUUUGGUCACACACAGUUCACUUUUCACAUUCUCCAACAUUUUCUAUAAAUCUGAUCUUCCAGAGCAGUAAGCAUGCAGUUAUUACACUUUUUUUUUGAGACACUCUUGGUAAAGCUUUAUCCUAUGAGAACUAGGGUUCGUAGUUGCAGUUCUUUUUUUUUUUUUAUUUGGUUUGACCUGUGUGACACAUCAUAAAAUCAGGUGUAUGAUAUUCCAUUGUCAUUCUGUUAAGAAUUUACAACAGUCAACAUGAUCAUGCUUAAAAACUGAUUGAAUGGAGCCUUGUUGAACCUUGCU